AUGCCGUCACUCUUGUUUUUCCCCUCUUGGAAAGGUGUUGCAGGAUGUUGUGCCAAAACAACUACUGCACCACUGGAUCGAGUAAAGAUUUUGCUGCAAGCUCAUAACCACCAUUACAAACAUCUAGGAGUGUUUUCUACAUUGUGUGCUGUCCCCAAAAAGGAAGGUUACCUUGGGCUGUAUAAAGGAAACGGGGCAAUGAUGAUUAGAAUCUUUCCGUAUGGCGCAAUUCAGUUUAUGGCAUUUGACCGAUAUAAAAAGGUAAUAAAGAAGCAACUUGGGAUUUCAGGGCAUGUGCAUCGAUUAAUGGCUGGAUCCAUGGCAGGUAUUACAGCAGUGAUUUGUACUUACCCUCUUGAUAUGGUUAGAGUUCGUCUGGCAUUCCAAGUAAAAGGGGAACACAAGUACAUGGGAAUUAUCCAUGCAUUCAAGAUGAUUUACACAAAGGAAGGUGGUUUUACUGGGUUCUACAGAGGGCUGAUGCCAACUGUUGUAGGAAUGGCGCCAUAUGCGGGUUUUUCAUUUUUUACCUUUGGUACCUUAAAGAGCAUUGGACUUGCUCAAGCACCAAACUUGCUUGGACGGCCUUCAUUAGAUAAUCCCGAUGUCUUAGUUUUGAAAACACAUGUAAAUCUGCUGUGUGGUGGCAUAGCUGGAGCAAUAGCUCAGACGAUAUCAUAUCCCCUUGAUGUAACUCGUAGGCGAAUGCAGUUAGGAGCAGUUCUCCCAGACUCGGAAAAGUGCCUUACAAUGGUGCAGACACUGAAAUAUGUGUAUCAACAACAUGGAAUACGAAGAGGAUUGUACCGUGGUUUAUCUCUAAAUUAUAUUCGUUGUAUUCCUUCCCAGGCUGUGGCUUUUACCACAUAUGAACUUAUGAAACAAUUCUUGCACCUCAACUAAUUUUUUUUUUUUAAGACUUUCCUGUAAAACUACAUUAUCAGUCCUCAAAUUAUAUUGGUGAGUAAAUUACUUGAAGUUUUAAAAAAAGCUAUCUGUUACUGUGGAACUGCUGUUGUCUGACAUUUUUAUUUGCCAAAAUGUGGUUGAUUUCCUGGAGUCAAACCAGGAGACAGAUCAAAAUAAACAUUAGUUAGCUAUAAACAUUUUUUUUGCACUUGAUCUUCUAGGCUUCAUUAGAUUAAUGUUAAGAAUUACACAGUUUUAAAAUUACACCCACAUUUUAUAUGGGUUUCAAGCUGUUAGUUAUUUAGCUUUAUCACCAUUCCAGGAGUUACACACAUGGUUAUAUUGCUUUUUAAGCUAGUAGUUAGACAUCUGUUCUUCUUUAAAAAUUAAAUGGAAUAAACUGAUUUGAACAAAAU
Nipponia nippon (crested ibis) is the source of this 1325-nucleotide messenger RNA. The record is from RefSeq and is a predicted model, not a curated record. Lineage: Eukaryota; Metazoa; Chordata; Aves; Pelecaniformes; Threskiornithidae.